AUGGCAGAGCACAACAAUGAUAUUGUUUCCUCUCCAUUGGAACUCAAAGGUCUAUCGAAAUACGUAUCGCUAAUAUGUCAUCGAUCACUCGAACGAGCUGUAUGGACAUUUUGUGAGUUGGGCAUUGCUGAUCUAAUGGCUGAUCAUCAAGCUCCUAUUACGGCAUCUGAAUUAUCUCAAUUGAAUGAAAAUAGUUGGAACGCAGAAUUUCUCUAUCGACUGUUACGUGUGAUUGCUGAUGCUGAUAUUAUAAAAGAGAUAAAUAAUGAUGGUCACAAUUCAAAUAAGUAUAGUCAUCCAGAAGAAAUGAUUCGGUUUCAAUUGACAGACGAUGGAUUACUAUUGACAAGCAAUCAUUUUUCAAAAACACGUGAUAUGAUUCGAUUAGAUUUAGGACCAAACGCGGAAAAGAUAUCAACAUAUCUUCCAUCUUUAAUUAAAUUUGGCUACACAAAUGGAAAUAGUUUCGAACAGGUAUUCGGUUGCAACGUAUUUGAUUACAUGCAAAAAGAAGAGAAUAAAGAAUAUGCAAAUAUGUUCAAUAAUUCCAUGGUUGCUUAUUCAAAUUAUACGACAUCAUCAAUAGUUUCACUUAUUGAUUUUGUUCGUUUCAAUACAUUAGUUGAUAUUGCUGGAGGAUUAGGAACAUUAUUAUCAUCUAUUUUAGAAAAACAUCAAAAUUUACAUGGUAUUUUAUUUGAUUUAGAACAUGUGAUCGAAAAUGUUAAAAUGAUGAAUCCAAACGAGUUUCAACGAAAAAAGAUUGAACCAACUCGUUAUGAAUUUGCUGCAGGAGACAUGUUCAAAUCGGAAACAUUACCAUCCGCCGAUGCUUAUAUAUUAAAAUACAUAAUUCAUGAUUGGGAUGAUGAAAAAUCUAUUGAAAUACUCAAAUCAAUACGUUACGCUAAUAAAUCACAAAUAGAAAAGAUAAUUACAGUGUUUAUAGUCGAAAUGAUAAUAUUAUCAAAUGGUAAAGAUAACUGGGAAGUACACGUAAUGGAUCUUGAAAUGCUAUCAGGCGUUGGUUCGAAAGAAAGAAACUUAACAGAAUACAUCGAUUUAUUGAACAAAAGCGGUUAUACAUUGAAACAAUUAUACAAAACAAAAGGUCUUAUGUCUAUUAUUGAGGCAGUGACCACAACUCAAAAUUAUGAUUGA
Messenger RNA from Rotaria sp. Silwood1, 1161 nucleotides. The record is from the annotation of a GenBank genome assembly. Lineage: Eukaryota; Metazoa; Rotifera; Eurotatoria; Philodinida; Philodinidae.